UUGCGCGCGCGGGCCCGCGCGCGGGAUCACCGGACGCUGCUCCCCUGCCGCGGCGCGAGGGCGCCGCGCGCGCGCUCCCACCCCGCCUCCCCCCGGCCCCGCCGCACCCCCCCCAGAGCUCCCGGUCUGGAAGACUCCCACUACUCCUUCUAAUUGGUGUAUGUGUUUAACCCUAAAUUGUGCAUUAUGGCAGACAAAUUAACAAGAAUUGCAAUAGUCAACCAUGACAAGUGUAAGCCAAAGAAAUGUCGUCAGGAAUGCAAGAAGAGCUGUCCAGUGGUUCGAAUGGGAAAACUUUGCAUAGAAGUCACAUCACAGAGCAAAAUAGCAUGGAUUUCAGAAACUCUUUGUAUUGGUUGUGGUAUUUGCAUCAAGAAAUGUCCUUUUGGAGCCUUGUCAAUUGUUAACUUACCUAGCAACCUGGAGAAAGAAACAACACAUAGAUACUGUGCCAAUGCCUUCAAACUUCACAGGUUGCCUAUCCCUCGUCCAGGUGAAGUACUGGGAUUAGUUGGAACCAAUGGUAUUGGAAAAUCAACUGCCUUGAAAAUUUUAGCAGGAAAACAGAAGCCAAAUCUUGGAAAAUAUGAUGAUCCACCUGACUGGCAAGAAAUUUUGACUUACUUCCGAGGAUCUGAAUUACAAAAUUAUUUUACCAAGAUCCUGGAAGAUGACCUUAAAGCUAUCAUUAAACCUCAGUAUGUGGACCAGAUCCCUAAAGCUGCAAAGGGAACAGUGGGAUCAAUUCUGGAUAGGAAGGAUGAAACUAAGACACAAACUGUUGUAUGUCAGCAGCUUGACUUAACACACCUGAAAGAAAGGAAUGUUGAGGACCUUUCAGGAGGAGAACUUCAGAGAUUUGCUUGUGCAGUUGUUUGCAUUCAGAAGGCUGAUAUCUUCAUGUUUGAUGAACCUUCCAGCUACUUGGAUGUCAAGCAGCGUUUGAAGGCUGCCAUUACCAUUCGAUCCCUAAUAAACCCUGACAGGUACAUUAUUGUUGUAGAGCAUGAUCUAAGUGUGUUAGAUUAUCUCUCUGACUUUAUCUGCUGCCUGUAUGGUGUGCCAAGUGCUUAUGGUGUUGUUACCAUGCCUUUCAGCGUAAGAGAAGGCAUAAAUAUUUUCCUAGAUGGCUAUGUUCCAACAGAAAAUCUAAGGUUUCGAGAUGCGUCUCUGGUAUUUAAAGUAGCUGAAACAGCUAACGAAGAAGAGGUUAAAAAGAUGUGUAUGUACAAGUAUCCAGGAAUGAAAAAAAAGAUGGGAGAAUUUGAACUAUCCAUAGUAGCUGGAGAAUUCACCGAUUCUGAAAUUAUGGUGAUGUUAGGGGAAAAUGGAACUGGCAAAACAACAUUUAUCCGAAUGCUUGCGGGAAGACUUACACCUGACGAAGGAGGUGAGGUUCCAGUCCUGAAUGUUAGUUACAAACCACAGAAAAUCAGCCCUAAAUCUACGGGAAGUGUCCGUCAGCUGCUUCAUGAGAAGAUCAGAGAUGCCUAUACACACCCCCAGUUUGUAACUGACGUGAUGAAACCUCUUCAGAUAGAAAACAUCAUUGACCAGGAGGUCCAGACGCUGUCUGGUGGUGAGUUGCAGCGUGUGGCGUUAGCUCUUUGUCUGGGUAAACCUGCAGAUGUUUAUCUGAUUGAUGAGCCCUCAGCAUAUCUGGACUCUGAACAGCGUCUGAUGGCUGCCAGAGUCAUUAAACGUUUCAUUCUCCAUGCUAAAAAAACAGCUUUUGUGGUAGAACAUGAUUUUAUCAUGGCUACAUAUCUUGCUGAUCGUGUGAUUGUUUUUGAUGGCAUUCCUUCCAAGAACACACUGGCAAACAGUCCACAGACUCUUUUGGCUGGAAUGAAUAAGUUUUUAUCUCAGCUUGAAAUCACUUUUAGAAGAGACCCCAACAAUUACAGACCAAGAAUAAACAAACUCAAUUCCAUCAAGGACGUGGAACAAAAGAAGAGUGGAAACUACUUCUUCCUGGAUGACUAAAUAUUGAAUCCCAGCAUCUUUAACUGGCAUCCAGAAAUGCACAUUGAAAUCUAAACAGCUGUGAUGAGAUGGCUCAGAUCAGGUUUUAGAACAAUUAAUCUUUUGGAGCUUAAAAUCUCUUGCUGCAUUUAACAUGAGACAGUAGCAGUAAACAUCCUAGUCUGAGUAAAACUGCCACUUUGUAUAUUUUGGUGACACAGCCCUAUUUUCAGUGUAAUAAUUUCAAAAUAGACCACCUUGAAAUUGUGCAAAUGGGUCUCCUGAUUUUUCAAAAUUUAAGGGAGGUUUUCAAUUCAAUAUAUCCUACUCAUGUACCAAGUACUGACUGAACUUCCUCAUUUUAAAAUAAAUCUUUGAAGCUGUUUUCUGUAUAAGAGGAAAGUUUACUAAGAAUGUUACGCUACAGGAGUGACUCCUUUUAAAAAGGUUAAAUCUCUCUGGCUGAGGGUUUCAAAAAUAAAAUAUCGACCUAACUUACAA
Molecule: messenger RNA, 2466 nt
Organism: Poecile atricapillus (Black-capped chickadee)
Lineage: Eukaryota; Metazoa; Chordata; Aves; Passeriformes; Paridae
Gene: ABCE1
Product: ATP binding cassette subfamily E member 1
Exons: 18
Coding region: 187-1986 (599 amino acids)
Biological process (GO): ribosomal subunit export from nucleus; translational initiation; translational termination
Molecular function (GO): ATP binding; iron ion binding; ATP hydrolysis activity
Source: RefSeq, a predicted model, not a curated record